Molecule: messenger RNA, 201 nt
Organism: Fomitopsis serialis
Lineage: Eukaryota; Fungi; Basidiomycota; Agaricomycetes; Polyporales; Fomitopsidaceae
Exons: 2
Coding region: 1-201 (66 amino acids)
Source: RefSeq, a predicted model, not a curated record
AUGUCCCCUGAGGGCCCCGUUGCAGGUUCCACAGCGGCUUGGGCUCAGCGCGUCUUCUGCGGCGCAUACAUCCCCAAGGGAAGUUGGUUCUCGCACCUGCAACACGCAGCCAUGAAGAGUGCGCCCUUAAUGAAUCCGGUGACGACUGUAGUCGGCUCCAUCAUGGUUGGCGUCGGGAUAGCCGGUGAAUGGUUCACGUAG